Messenger RNA from Mus musculus (house mouse), 2624 nucleotides. RefSeq names its product methyltransferase 22, Kin17 lysine (gene Mettl22). The coding region runs from base 105 to 1268 and encodes 387 amino acids. The record is from RefSeq and is marked validated. NCBI's taxonomy places the organism in Eukaryota, Metazoa, Chordata, Mammalia, Rodentia, Muridae. Gene Ontology annotation, cellular component: protein-containing complex; nucleolus; nucleus. Gene Ontology annotation, molecular function: N-methyltransferase activity; protein-lysine N-methyltransferase activity; heat shock protein binding. The transcript has 10 exons.
GCGCCUGCGCAAGCUGUCCGUCAUGGCGGCUUCCUGAGCCCCAUGGCUAGGGUUCCGCGUGGGACUUCAGACCAGUGUCAUGGCGGGUGCAUCCCAGGAAUAGCAUGGGCCCAGCCAUGGACGAGGUCACCUUCAAAAGUGACACUGUGCUGUCAGAUGUCCACCUGUACACCCCCAACCAGAGGCACCUCAUGGUGCGGCUGAAUGGCAUGGGGCAGCCAGUCUUCCUGUCCCAGUUCAAGCUCUUGUGGAGUCGGGACUCUUGGACAGACUCGGGGGCUGAGGACAGUGGUCCCACAGACGUCUCCACAGAGGAGAUGCCCCCUGCUGGGUCAGGAAGUGGCCACAGUCAUGAGGAUUUGUCCCUCCAGGCUGGGGAUGACAACACCAUCCAGGAAGGGUUGAGUGUUCCCCUGGACGAGGAUGGGGACCUGGAUGUGGUACGAAGGCCACGGGCUGCUUCUGAUCCCAACCCGGCAGAGCCCGCAAGAGACAAGGUACACCCCACGAUUCUAGCACAGGAGGAAGAUGACCUCGUGGGAGACCAGGAGUACGAGAGCUGCCCCCACAGCAUCAUCAAAAUAGAGCACACCAUGGCCACGCCCCUGGAGGAUGUAGGCAAGCAGGUGUGGCGGGGUGCCCUACUCCUGGCAGACUAUAUCCUGUUCCGAAGAGACCUCUUCCAGGGAUGCACCGUGCUGGAGCUUGGGGCAGGCACAGGGCUUGCCAGCAUCGUGGCAGCCACGAUGGCACACACCGUUUAUUGUACAGAUGUCGGCACAGACCUCCUGGCCAUGUGCCAACGAAACGUUGCCCUCAACAGCCACCUGACUGCCACUGGAGGUGGCGUGGUUAAGGUCAAGGAGCUGGACUGGCUGAAGGACAACCUCUGCACAGAUCCCAAAGCCCCCUUCAGCUGGUCAGAAGAAGAAAUCGCUGACCUGUAUGACCACACCACUGUGCUGCUUGCAGCCGAAGUGUUCUACGAUGAUGACUUAACCAACGCUCUGUUUAACACACUUUCCCGACUGGUCCACAGACUGAAAAAUGCCUGCACCGCCAUCUUCUCAGUGGAAAAAAGGUUCAACUUCACACUGAGACACUUGGACGUCACGUGUGAAGCCUACGAUCACUUCCGUGCCUCCCUGGACUCAUUGGAGAAGCUGGCCGAUGGCAGGCUGCGCUUCAUGGUGGAGCCUGUGGAGGCCUCCUUCCCGCAGCUGCUCGUCUAUGAACGCAUCCGGCAGCUGGUAGAUGCAGCCCCGUGAGGGUGGUGGGAAGCAAGGCACUGGACAUGUCACACACCUACUGUGUGCUGGGUUGUGGCUCUCUGCUCAUCUCCCUCCCCUCACUUAGUCUCUUUAGGCUCUAUUGUCAGGCUCGGCCAGCCUACUGUCCAUCCAUGGUCUGCCCGGGAGACAGAGACGCUGCAGGCCUAACACUGUGAUCCCUGAGCCGGCUUAACCUGGUCUCAGCAGUCACAAGGCCACAGCAGCUCUGUGGCUAAGUCUCAGGUUCUCUAUGGGCAGUUAAGACACCAGAGGAAACUGGGACGGGAGGAGAGGCGCCAGUUACUCUCCUCCUUACUGAAGUGACAUCACAGUUUUGAGGCCAUCCCCUCACAGCAGGGAACUCCAGGAGCUAGAAUCUUGCAUCUGCAGUCAAAGCAGAUGGAUGGUGCUGCUCAGCUUGCUUUCUCCUUUGUAUUAAAUCAGUGGCCAGCCCUCAGGACAGCGCCACCCACGUGCAAGAUGAGCCUUCCCACCUUAAUUUACCAGUCUAGAAACUCCGCCACAGACACGCACAAAGGUUGUCUCUCAAUGAUUCCAGAUCCUGUCAGUUUGGCAGUUUUAACCAUGGUGCUAAUGGGCAUGUUUGCUCUAAGGAGGCUGACCCUCUGGCCAAGCACGAAGGCUCGUACUAGGCUCUUGGCAAUCCAGCAGCAGUUGUCGCCAGCAUGUGGCAGUGCUCCACACCUCUGUCCAUUGUCUUAGCACACCCAGCCAGGAACUGGCAAAUCUGGGACACACAGCAUCUUAGAGCCAAGGCACCUGCUAUUCCAGCUGCUAAACCCAGCACUUAGAGUACAUUUGAAAACCCAAAAUUACCUUGAAAAUGACCAGGAGCUGGAUUCACAGAAGUCCAUCUGGCAUCUUUGUUCUCUUUGCCUCUUGGCUAUGGAGAUGAGGCCUCGUUCUCAGGAGAGGGGAAGACAGUGCCAGGAAGGCCAGCUUUCUCACGCUCCUUCCUGUGUUCCUUCUUAGGAAGUGGAGCACUGCAGACCGCAUAAGGCCCCCAAAUAGCAAAACUGGCCACCUGCUACCAUUCCUUUAGUCCCUUGUGACAAUGUAACAAACCAAUAUCCUAUGGCUAGUUCCAGACUUGGUCUACCCAGCCACUGUGCCACCAUAUAAUGGCCAGAUUCUCAAAGACAGGAAGGACUCGCUCUGGCCCUGGCCCUGCCCUGGUGUCAUGUAGCUCUGCUUUGUGAAACCUCAGAAGUUUUUAUCUCUGUGUGUUACAGGAGCUCUGGAAGAUAGUUGUGGAACCAGCAGCGUGAGUCGCCUCUGUGACCUCUUGACUAAUAUUUUAACGCAUUUCGAAUAAAGACAAACCCUCAGCCA